Aspergillus uvarum CBS 121591 is the source of this 537-nucleotide messenger RNA. RefSeq lists its product as uncharacterized. The record is from RefSeq and is a predicted model, not a curated record. Bases 1 to 537 code for a protein of 178 amino acids. The transcript is spliced from 4 exons. NCBI's taxonomy places the organism in Eukaryota, Fungi, Ascomycota, Eurotiomycetes, Eurotiales, Aspergillaceae.
AUGGGCCCGCAGGGCUAUUGCUCUCUUGAUCUGGAUUCUCACGAUAUUGUCAUUCAACGGGAGUUCAGCCGAUCGGAAGCUUCGACUGUACUCGAAGUACGAAUAUGCGGGAAGACCACGCAUUAUGAAGCUGGUCAUGGUUUUGUUCCGUUCUUCCACGGCUUCAUUGAUCGCUUCGAUCCGUCCAAUUUCAACCAACAGCUGAAUUGUUUCAAGAAGGAUAAAUUCAUACCGAGGGCGUUUCUAAAUUGCGUGAAUUAUUUUGAUGACCUGUUUCGCUAUGCGGUUGAUGGGAUCAAACAGAUCCACAAAGCACUCAUCCAUCACCACGACAUCUAUCCAAAGAAUAUGCUUGCUGUGUCCGGCAGUAGAAUCGUAUGGAUUGAUUUUGGUGUUGCCAUGAAGUUUCAAGAUAUGAACAUUCGUGAGAAAGCAUACUGCGAGUAUGAAGUCGAGCUUGUCAAGUAUACUAACUGCCACAAUGUCCAGAAAAAUGAUACGUUACAGGGCCUGCCCCCCGUCACGCGUUAUUAUUGA